Camellia sinensis is the source of this 1561-nucleotide messenger RNA. The record is from RefSeq and is a predicted model, not a curated record. NCBI's taxonomy places the organism in Eukaryota, Viridiplantae, Streptophyta, Magnoliopsida, Ericales, Theaceae.
AUUAAUACUCUAUCUAUGUCAGAUUUAUCAACACAAGGUCAAGUUUCAAAACAUGAAUUUCAGGACUACAUUUAUCAUGCAAAUCAAGAUUCAAUAGAGGCAAUAGCUAUUUCAAGACAACAUUGCAGCAUCAAAGUUCUAUGCAAGUCGGGAUCAUCAAUAGAAGCUCAAACCUCAUGCAAAGGCAAAAAAAAAAAUAAUAAUAAUAAUAAUAAAAAUAAGGCACAGAAUAAGAGUGCUUAUUCUUCAACGUGCCCUACCGGUCGGAUUUCAUUCAAGCUUUAUGAUUGGAAUCCCGCAGAAUUUCCUAGACGACUUCGGCACCAAAUAUUUCAGUGGUUGGCCAGCAUGCCUGUUGAGUUGGAGGGGUAUAUACGUCCUGGUUGUACAAUCUUGACUAUGUUCAUUUCAAUGCCUAAUUUUAUGUGGUCUAAGUUACAUGAAGACCCUGUUAUGUAUAUACCUGAUUUGGUUGGUGCUCCUGGGAAGAUGCUAUAUGGAAGAGGAUCUUUACUUGUUUAUUUAAACAAUGUGAUUUUUCGUGUGAUGAGAGAUGGAACUUCUGUGAUGCAAGUGAAGGUGGAGGAGCAGGCCCCAAAGCUUUGCUAUGUUUAUCCUACAUGUUUUGAGGCUGGGAAGCCUAUGGAGUUCAUGGCUUGCGGAAUUAAUCUACUUCAACCCAAAUUUUGGUUUCUUGUUUCUUUUGCUGGGAAGUGUUUGGCAUAUGAUUAUUGUGUUCCACCUCUCUAUGGUGACACUGAAGGGGUCACGGCUAGUUUCAAUCAUCAGUUAUUGAGGAUAUAUAUCCCUCAUACUGAACCAGAUUUUUUUUUUUUGGGCCUGCGUUUAUUGAGGUUGAGAAUGAGUCCGGCUUAUCCAACUUCGUUCCCAUUCUAAUUGGGAACAAAGAAAUUUGUUCUGAAAUAAAGAUUAUGGAAGCAUCACUCUGUUUGAAAGGAUCAAAGUUCAUGACUACUAGUUCUUCGUCUAAUCCAUGCGAAUAAAAUUUUACCCACAGAGCAGAGAAAGCAAGAGCAGAUUCAAAGCAAAAAUGAACAAGGAAACCGAGAAAUGGUGCAAACCGGAGCCGGAUAAGCCGCGGCUAGAGGCAGUGGCAAGGCCGCAAGUGUGAGACACACGAACACGGGCUGUAGAUAUGAAGCAAGCACACUCGAGGCCAACGACAAGCUGUGCAGUGCUAGGCAAGACCACACACGUCGCGUUGAGUGGGCGGACGUGUAUGGUCAGUGUCGGACAAUCCGAAGCCGGAGGCAGCAGGUGGUGUGCAAGCGACGGAGUAGUUGGACAGACCGACGCCGCGUUGAAAGGGCGGGCGUGGUCGGCGUUGGCCAGAUCACGGCUGAAGACGGUGCCUGGAAAUUGCGACGACGGCCGGCGUACUAACAUCGGUGGUCUUCAGUAGUUGCAAAGCAAGCUGGUCACGAUUUGGUUUGGCAGCGGAGGAACGUUGAAGAAGAAAGCUGGGUGAUCUCAGUUUGGAGGGAAAGUGUGCUGAAAUGGGUCCGUGGAGUUUGAUCUCCUGCAAAUAAUAUAAAAAAAA